Rubroshorea leprosula is the source of this 1036-nucleotide messenger RNA. NCBI's taxonomy places the organism in Eukaryota, Viridiplantae, Streptophyta, Magnoliopsida, Malvales, Dipterocarpaceae. The record is from the annotation of a GenBank genome assembly.
AAACCACCUCACCAGAAAUCAAUCGAAUCCUUGGCUUACUCUCCCUUCUCUUCCUCCACCAUCUCCCCCUCGUCAGCACAUUCCGGUCUGUUUCCGGUGUCGGUAUUAACUACGGAACUCUUGGAAACAACCUUCCUUCACCCAAGAAAGUAGCUCAGCUCCUCCAAUCCAUCCUACUCGAUAAGGUCAAAAUCUACGACACCAAUCCGGAAAUCCUCGAAGCCUUCUCCAACACGCCGUUGAUCUCAUAGUGGCCGUAGAAAUCCAACAUGUUGCCAACAUCAGCACCGACGUUUCCGCCGCCGACGAAUGGCUUGCCACCCGUGUCGUCCCCUUCGUUCCCGCCGCCUCCAUUGCAGCUAUCUGUGUCGGAAACGAGUACUUGGCAACGAAUUCCGGUGACGGCCAUUUGGACCCCGACGCACUGGUCCAUGGCAAUGCAGAACCUCCAUUCAGUGCUUGUAACUCGUGGGCUCGGCCGAGAAAUUAAGGUCACCACGCCGCACAGCAUGGUGGUUCUCGCCUCCUACUCUCCACCGUCAGCUUCCACCUUUGCCCCAAAUUUCGUCGAACCCAUGAGCUCCGUUAUUGGGGAAAACCGCAGUGCCGUCGAUUUAGAAUAUGCUUUGCUCGGAAAUGCUACCGGCGUCCAUGACCCAAAAGGGUACAUCUACAACAACAUGCUGGAUGCUCAAAUUGACGCAAUUAGAUUGGCAAUAAACGCUCUGGGGUUCGGUAAUCAGACGAUCGAGAUCACAGUUUCCGAGUCUGGGUGGCCGUCAAAAGGGGCGCCUGGUGACGCUGCCGCCACGCCGGACAAUGCAAAGAAAUAUAAAACUCGGUUGAUCGAACGAGUACAGUCCAACAAAGGGACAAACUAAGUUUUCUAAGGUCUAUCCUUUUUCUUCAAGAAUCCCCAGAGGCACCAAGAUUCCAUCUAAGUGUAGAAAAAACAGAGUUGAACAAAAGCUUUAAGGUGAAUAUUCUUUGGGGAAUUCAAUCUAACACCUGCUGGGCAUAAACAGAUAUUGCAAGU